Messenger RNA from Malania oleifera, 562 nucleotides. RefSeq lists its product as uncharacterized. The record is from RefSeq and is a predicted model, not a curated record. Bases 41 to 322 code for a protein of 93 amino acids. The transcript has 2 exons. Lineage: Eukaryota; Viridiplantae; Streptophyta; Magnoliopsida; Santalales; Ximeniaceae.
GAAAAAUUAAAAAAAUUUUAUUUCUGGUUGAGAAAGAAAAAUGGCAAGCCCAACGGGAAUGGACGCCUCCGACGAUGUGAAGUUUCCGGCGGCCGACGCCGAAGGGGAAUUGAAUCCCGGAAGAGACAAGAAUUUAAAGGUGGAUCCAGUGUCUGCUCAGGUGGCCACCUCACUGGAGGUCAAGGAGAAAGCAGAAAUGAAAAAGGAAGAGGAGAAGAGGGACGCAAUUCAGACGCUGAAAACGGUGGUCAUAGUUUCAGGGGUGAUCGCUGCGGUGGCCGGAGCCGCCUUUGUCAUUACCAAGAAGUUGAAAGAGAAAUGAGUGCCCAGCAGACCGCCGCCGGCCGCCGGUUUGCAACUCCGCCCACGACCGGCCAAUUUUCUGUAUAUUUUUUACGUUAUUUUUUCUCUUUUUCUUUGAAAAAAAAAAAGAAAUUAAACUCGAGAAGGUAUUUUCUUCGAGAUUACAGUGCCUUACAUGGGCAUUAAUUCCUGGAAUUGUACAUGAUUUUAUUUUGUUUUGUCCAGAAAUUAAAUAUGGUAAAAGAUAAAGAUGAUGUUA